GUGUAUUUAACAAUGUAUAGGUUUACUUUGAAUGGAUAAUGAAAAAUCCGUUUAAUCUUUUCUAUUUACCUUUAUAUUUACUUUUAUAAGAAGAUGAAUAUUUCCAGUUGGUAACUAGUCAAAGAAUAGAAUAUAGUGUCAAUGUUAUUGUAAUCUAAACAUUCUAAUAUGGAUUAUAAAAUGUUACAAUGGAGAAUAAUAAACCUUCAAACUUGAAUCUAAUUAAACUGUAAUGAUUAUGAUAAAAAUGAAAAUAAAAAUAUAAACGUAAUGCAAUCAUUUGAUCAUCAAAAUCAAAAAAUCAAAAUGAUUUAUAGAAAUCUUGGCAGCACUGGACUUCGGGUAUCUGUACUUAGUUUGGGUACAGAUGUGACUUUCGGUAAUCAGAUACCGGAUGAAAUAGCUGAUAAGAUAGUUACAAUAGCUUACACUAAUGGAAUUAACGUUUUUGAGACUGGAGAAGCUUAUUCAAAUGGAGAGGCUGAAAGAACAUUAGGUAGAAUAUUGAGUACUAAAAAUUGGCGAAGAUCCAGUUAUAUAGUAUGCUGUAGAUUGUCAAAAAGUGGGGAUGCUGAAACUGAACAAGGUCUUUCAAGAAAGCAUCUUUUCGAAGGUCUUCGGUCAUCAUUAGAAAGACUUCAAUUAGAAUACGUAGAUAUUAUGAUUGUUACACGUCCAAAAGAAUCAUCGAUUCCAGUUGAAGAAGUUGUAAGAACUUGUACACAUCUUAUUCAUCUUGGCUGGACAUUUUAUUGGGGUACAUCUGGAUGGUUACCUUGUGAAGUUAUGCAAGCUCAAACAGUUGCCAGACAAUUCAAUUUAAUUCCACCAUCUGUAGAUCAAAAUGAAUUGAAUUUACUGAAUAAAAGUUAUUUACAAAAUAUGCGUGAAAUUUGUUUAAAACUAAAUAUUGGUAUUAUGACAGGAUCACCAUUAAAUGGUGGCAUUUUAACUGGUAAAUACAUUGACUGUAUACCGAAUUUCUCACGAGCCACAUUAAAAAAUCAAGAAGAUAUACGUGAUAAACUUCUUUGUUCAAAAGGUCUAAGUCAAAGGGAACAAGUUAAACAAUUAUGUAAAAUAGCAGGUAGAAUUAAAUGUACUUGUGCACAAUUAGCUAUUGGUAAGUUGUAACGUGCCUUUCCACCAUACAGAUACAUAUGUAGAUAUAUACUGUGGAUUGUAGGAGUGAAAUCAUUUACUGAUUAUUUUUAAUGUUAUCUUACUCAAAUCAAUAAUUUGACCAGAUUCUAUUGACUAUAAGUGUUGAUAGAUACAUACAAAGAUUGUAUUAUUUUUGAUAGAAUAGAUGGUAUUUAUUUAAAAAGAGAAACGAUAAAGAGAAAAAUGUUAGUUUCAAUGAAGGUUUAGGUUGUGUAGCGUUUUAAUUGCAAAUUCUAUGUUUCUUGUUGUUUACUGAAAAGCUUUGAGCUUAUAGAGAUAUGCUGCAUCAAACAAUGUUAUCACAAUCUUUCCUUCAUAACUUUACAAUACAAAUAGUCAUUUAAUUUUUUACAAUUUACAUUGGGUACAAUACAAUGUCAUAGUAGUGUCUCAACAAUGUUAUGAUUUUAUAGAUACCCUAGUAAGAAUUAACUUUUUCUUUUGUUCAGUUAAAAAUCCGACUGAUAUUUUAAAUCUACUCACUAGUGACUAGCUUCGUGAGGGAAUUUUCGAAGUUCUAGUGAGAAGUCGUGACUAAUGGUGCUAAUCCGUGUCUGCUAGAGACAGGUAUCUAUGUCAGACAAUCGAAGAUGGUCGCGGAAUAUCAUGGGUUGGUUAAAUUUAGAAAUUAACACUGUCGUAUACCGGCUCAGUGUUCUAAAGGUUAAGCGUUUGCACAGGAGACUGAAGGUCCUGGAUCCAAAUCCCGUGCGAUGAAUCGUGGUUGUGCACUAUUGAGGAGUCCCACAAUAGGACGAAACAGCCGUCCAGUAAUUCCAGGUUUUCAAUGAUGGUCUCACUUUGAUCGAUCAAAAACUUAACAAACUCUGUAACCGCAUACUGGUUAUAUUUAAAAAUUUGAUAAUGGUACACUUGAUUGAUAAUAAAGUGUGUGAAUUAUCCAAGUCAGUUAUCCUAUUGAAAUAAUACCUUUUAACUGGUACAAUUGAUAAAUACAUAGCUUAGCAUUUCAUUAAAACAACAUAUUUUAAAUGUGUUCAUGAGCAGUUUCAGUUAAAUUUGACUGUAUUCUAUAAAAUAAGUUGAUUCUAUUCGUUUUUCUCCGUCCUAUUUUAAACGUGUACGGAAAUCACAUGUUCAAAACUAUCUUUCUAAACUUUCACUAUAUUAAGCCUUUAAAAUUUAAAACACUUAAUGCUUAUUUCACUCGAUUUACUUCUUUUCUUUGCGUGUGAAUCAACUUUUUAGCCUGGUGUCUUCGCUGUUCCCAU
Molecule: messenger RNA, 2396 nt
Organism: Schistosoma rodhaini
Lineage: Eukaryota; Metazoa; Platyhelminthes; Trematoda; Strigeidida; Schistosomatidae
Source: the annotation of a GenBank genome assembly